UCUGCGGCCGGGCCGGCGGCGCUGGCUGGCCUUGCUUCCUCACUCUCCGCACAGAGGCUUUCUCAGCGCCAGCCCGCACUACCCAACCCCCCCCCCCCCGUCCCCCACCCCCCCCCCCCCUCCAUCCACCGGCUCCUGGGAACAAAGCUCGGGCGGCAGGGCCCCGGCUGCUACAGCACAGCGGCGACUCUGCAGCUCACGGCUCCCCUGGUUUAAAGCCCGCGUCCUUUACCCCCCCACCCCCAAUCCCUCCCACCCACACCACCACCCCCUCGCCCCCCUCCUCCCAGAGGAGAGGGAGGGAGGGAGAGAGAGAGAGAGAGAAAGAGAGAGAGCGCGGCGGUCGAUGUGUCUGUGUGCGUGCAGAAAGAGAGAUCGCAGCCACAGCUGCCUCCACGCGUCUGGAGCUGAGACUGUUCUGAGGGACUAACAUGCACGUGGCUGAGGAUGUGAUGUUACCCACCUAGGAUCAGUGCAGCAGUCCCACCCCGACCUCUUCCCCCAGGAUGCUGGGAAUCUGCCGAGGGCGCAGGAAGUUCCUCGCAGCCACGCUCACCGUCCUCUUCGUGCCAGCAUUCACCUGGAUUUACCUGUUCUCCGGGUCGCUCAAAGAUGCAAAGCCGGUCCCUCUGACUCCCUACGAAGCCCCUGCGAACAGCCCUCGGUAUGUGUUCAACCAGAGAGAACGGGACUCCCUGGAGGUGCGCAUGCGAGAAGUGGAGGAGGAAAACCAGGCCCUUCGUAAGCAGCUCAGCCUUGCCCAGAACAGAGUCCAUCGCCACAGAAACCAUUCCAAGAGCUAUUCCACAGAGGAAGGCACCGGAGACAACGAGGGGGUACAUGCCGUGGCUUGGAACGGCUCAGAGUGCGGCAGACAUCCCACUGUAGAGAAGUGCGAGACAAUCCACAUUGCAAUUGUGUGCGCGGGAUAUAAUGCAAGCCGUGAUGUUGUGACACUCGUGAAGUCCGUUCUAUUUCACCGGCGAAACCCUUUGCAUUUCCAUUUCAUUACUGAUGCCAUUGCCAAGCAGAUCCUGGGCUAUCUCUUUGAGACGUGGAUGGUGCCAGCAGUGACAGUCAACUUUUAUGAUGCUGAUGAAUUGAAGCCAGAGGUUUCGUGGAUUCCAAACAAGCAUUACUCAGGGAUAUACGGGCUGAUGAAACUGGUCCUCACCAAGACUCUGCCCGCCUCUCUGGAGCGGGUUAUUGUGCUGGACACUGACAUCACCUUCGCCACAGACAUUGCAGAACUUUGGGCUGUGUUGCACAAGUUCAAAGGACAGCAAGUCCUUGGCUUGGUGGAGAAUCAGAGUGAUUGGUACCUUGGGAACUUGUGGAAGAACCACAGGCCUUGGCCAGCAUUGAGUCGAGGGUACAACACAGGUGUUAUCCUGCUACUGUUGGACAAGCUGAGGAAGAUGAAGUGGGAGCAGAUGUGGCGCCUGACUGCAGAGCGGGAGUUGAUGAACAUGUUGUCCACUUCACUGGCUGACCAGGAUAUUUUUAAUGCAGUCAUCAAGCAGAAUCCUUUCCUGGUGUACCAGCUUCCGUGUUUCUGGAAUGUUCAGCUGUCGGAUCACACCCGGUCUGAGCAGUGCUACAAGGAUGUGUCAGAUCUCAAGGUGAUCCACUGGAACUCUCCCAAGAAGCUGCGAGUGAAGAACAAGCACGUGGAGUUUUUCCGGAACCUUUACCUGACGUUCCUGGAAUAUGACGGGAAUCUCCUGCGCCGGGAGUUGUUCGGCUGCCCCAGUGAAAUCGACAAGAACAGUCAGAAUCUUCAGAAGCAGUUAUUGGAGCUGGAUGAGGAUGAUCCCUGCUACGAAUUCCGGAGGGAACGAUUCACUGUCCAUCGCAAUCAUCUCUAUUUCUUGCACUAUGCAUUCGAACCGUCAGCUGACCACACUGAGGUCACGCUGGUGGCCCAGCUCUCCAUGGACAGGCUGCAGAUGUUGGAGGCGAUCUGCAAGCACUGGGAAGGUCCCAUCAGCCUGGCGCUCUACCUGUCCGACGCUGAGGCCCAGCAGUUCCUCCGUUAUGCCCAGGGCUCGGAGGUCCUCAUGAGCAGGAGCAAUGUUGGCUACCACAUUGUCUACAAGGAGGGGCAGUUUUAUCCUGUCAAUCUGCUGCGGAACAUAGCGAUGAAGCACGUCAACACGCCCUACAUGUUUCUGUCUGACAUCGACUUCCUCCCCAUGUAUGGUCUCUAUGAGUACCUCAGGAAGUCCGUUGUCCAGCUUGAUAUGGCUCACACAAAAAAAGCUCUAAUUGUGCCAGCGUUUGAGACACUCCGCUACCGUCUGUCCUUCCCAAAAUCCAAAGCGGAGUUAUUGUCCAUGUUAGACAUGGGAACGCUCUUCACUUUUAGGUAUCAUGUUUGGACGAAGGGUCACGCUCCGACGAACUUCGCCAAAUGGCGGACGGCCACCACCCCCUAUCACGUCGACUGGGAGGCAGACUUUGAGCCUUAUGUUGUAGUAAGGCGCGACUGCCCAGAGUACGACAGGAGGUUUGUCGGGUUUGGCUGGAAUAAAGUAGCACAUGUCAUGGAGCUGGAUGCACAGGAAUAUGAGUUUGUCGUCCUUCCCAACGCGUACAUGAUCCACAUGCCUCAUGCCCCCAGCUUUGACAUCACCAAAUUCCGCUCCAACAAGCAAUAUCGGAUCUGCCUGAAGACCCUGAAGGAGGAGUUCCAGCAGGACAUGUCCCGCCGCUAUGGGUUUGCAGCUCUCAAAUACUUGACUGCCGAGAACAACAGCUGAGACGCCGCCGGGCUGCCCCCGAGCGACCUUCACUUGUAUCACUGCGAGGAGUGAAAUGGGGCUGCUAUGUACAGCGAGACGUGCAAAAAUAGAAACCAAAAUUUUACGUGUGUGCCCGCCAACUGUCAGGCUUUGGGUGGAAAGGUUGUACUUACAAGAGCUUACUUUGAGUCCUCCAAAGGCGCUGUUAGAAUAUUCCUGUUCUUCACUAUUUAAGGCCUCUCCUCUGUCCCACCCCUCUUAUUGCCUUUGCCCUUUCGGUGGGUCACCGAUGUCCAAGCAGCCCCUUUCGGAUACGAGGGUGGGAUGGUCCAGGCCUCUGUACAAGAGCCAUCCCUGCAACGUUGCCCGUUGAUCAGAGGAGUUCCGUCCCUGAGUGCACCCUUCAAGAGCUUACCACUUUAUUCCUGUGGCCUCUAGUGCACGCAUGUGCGUGCGCACACUCACUCUCUCUCUCUCUCUCUCUCUCACACACACACACACACACACACACACACACACACACACACACA
This is a messenger RNA of Pristis pectinata (smalltooth sawfish), 3274 nucleotides long. It is a transcript of the gene large1, whose product is annotated as LARGE xylosyl- and glucuronyltransferase 1. Gene Ontology annotation, molecular function: glucuronosyltransferase activity; xylosyltransferase activity. Lineage: Eukaryota; Metazoa; Chordata; Chondrichthyes; Rhinopristiformes; Pristidae. The transcript is spliced from 15 exons. Gene Ontology annotation, biological process: protein O-linked glycosylation via mannose. Bases 507 to 2762 code for a protein of 751 amino acids. The record is from RefSeq and is a predicted model, not a curated record.